GCAGCUAGAUAAGUUGUGUGUUUUCCCAACGUUGUCAGUGCGGGGCUGUCCACAGGGGAGCCGAGCGACCGUCAGCGCUUGGCUCUAAUGUGGUCCGUACGGUUGUCCGCUGUGCUGGUCCCUUGUCAACAGGUUCUUCAACUCGCUGCAACCGCCGUUUGGUCAAGGAUUUGCCUCGACGUCAUCCGGAAGCUUCCCUAACGCGCUGCGAAGAUUGACCGUUUGUUUUUGUGUUGUGCGUGCGGAAUUUUUCUUCGGACCCCCUAGUCCUACCAUUAUUUAACUACAGAGUCGGCUAGCAUCAAAGUUUGGUAUUGUUUUUCUAGUUUCUGUGCGCGUUUUGCGAAGGAAUUGAAAAAAAAAAAAUCGGAGGAUUCUUGGAGGAGGGUCAGUCAACUUUUCACGUACGCAGUUCGACAAGUCUGUGCGGGUUCCGACGGCUGGUGUGUCGGCCUUGACAGUCGAUUUUCGUCUGGUCGCCACCACAUGGUCAGACACUGAAGACACAUCGUGCUGUGGAUACGACACCCGUGUGAACCGAUGGAAGUCAGUUUCCAAGCGCUGAAGAGUUCUUUAUGCUGAGCGUCAGUGCUUGCGCCAGGACAGUGUGGCUUAUGGACAUCGCCGACGUGGUGACGGCUAAGAGGCCGUACGGUUAGGGUCUUGCCGAUGCUCAGUUUCUUUCUGCUUUGUGCAGCGGUGCUUGUGGGGACGGCGGGCGCGGGACCUCUACUCGCCAGUCAGGACGACCUCGAUUCGGAAGUCCUGGACGGCGAAGUGGUGGAAGUGAUCAAGCAGCGCAUCUUAGCGGACCUAGGCCUCAUGCACAUUCCAGACGUGUCGCGGGCCAACGUGUCCGCGGAGCACAUGGACCGGAUGCUGAGGGUCUACAGGAGAAGUGUGGAAGCGUCACGGGAGGAAGACGAUGAAGAUGCUGGGGAAGACGGAUCCGUGCAUCGUUUCUAUAGCUUCACGAACAGUGCACCCUUAUUCCCGCUGGAUUCAAGAGGCGACCAGGAUAGACAUCAUCUUCACUUCCCCGUACACAUCCCGAGCUCUUCGGGCAACACCACCCAAGGCGGUCCCCGAGGCAUCACCGUACGAUCUGCCAAACUCCGCCUCCACCAUUCGUCCCCCUGGACGGCCACCGUGCUCGUCUACCAACUACUAGAACCUUCCACCUGUCACAGGCACCCAAACUGCGACAAGCUCCUCAUCGCUGCUAGUGACGUCUCCGCCGAGGGCUGGCACCUCUUUGACGUCUCCAGGGCUGUCGGAACGUGGGUUGAACGACCACACACCAACUACGGACUACUUGUCGAAUGUCGCGGUAGCUGCCGCGUUUCGCCAGACACUUCGUUAGAUGUCGAAGUCGUCGAAAACGUUGCCCGAGUACGGCGGCAUUCCGUAGACACCGGCGUGUCCUCUUUGGAUGGACACCCUCGCCUGCGAAUGGAGUGUUCCAACGGGAUGAAGACCAAAGUAUGUUGUCGGUAUGCGCUCAAGGUUUCUUUCGCAGAGAUUGGCUGGGAUUGGAUAGUCGAACCGAAAGAGUUUGAGGCUUACUUCUGCAAAGGAAAAUGUCCCAACCGUUAUAGAAACUUCGCGAGCACGCACGCGCUCCUGCAGAGCAUUAUAAACAAGAAGAGCGAAGGCAGAGAAGUUCCGAGGCCUUGUUGCGCUCCGAGGAAGCUAAAGCCGCUCAGUCUGUUGCAUUAUAACAACGACGAUCCGCCGACACUGUCCGUUACUAGGCAGAAAGGGAUGAUUGUCAAAGAGUGCGCCUGUUCCUAACGGCAUUUUGUGAGGGACCGACAUGUCUCCAGGAGAAGGGUGGACAGAAGUAGUAAUCAAGAAGAGCACGAUGACUUUAGACCUGUGCAGUCGAAAAACAACAGGCCACGUACGUGUUUUCAAACUGCCACAUCGUGGCGCGGCUAUGUGAAUCGCAGGGCCGGCGCAUCUUGGUAGGUAGUCACACCCUAUCACUCCCUCAUGGCACAUCUUAGCACAACGGUCCAAGGACAGGGUUGCUCUGUCCAAUGGGUCAUGUAUGUGCAUGAUACGAGAGGGUCCUUCGGUUAGGUGUGAUCCUAGAACCAGUGUUUUCCUAGGGCAUGAAAAUCUCUGCCCAGGGUCAUUGGGGGUGUUCCCGGUUUGUCUGAGCACGGCACUUUCCCAUUCCUGACCUUCGUUUUAGCCCACGACGCAAGAUGCACGCACUAACGUUCCUAGUCGUAAGUUCCAUACGAGGCAAUACAGUCGGCCAUUCUGCUUCAUUCGUUCUUUGCGGGUAUGGAACGGUGUUGUGAGUUCGCAAUGUCGGUGGUUCCACGUCACCAGAAGCUACGGUCACGGUAAUACUAAUCUAGUUGAUGCACAUUAGCUAAUUGAGUUCGCAGUUACCUGGAUAAAAGUUGGUCGUUCCAGAAGACAUGACAGUAAAGGAAAAAGAGAAUGGAAGCUUUUCUGACCUGGAUCUCCAUCACUUUCUUGUGUUCUUUCCAAUGCCAUCUGUCCUUUGAUAGUGGCACCCCCCCCCCCAAAAAAAAAAGCAAAGAAGAACAAGAUGAUGUGAUGCCCUACGCAGUCGUUUUGACCAGCCUAGUGUACGCGCCGGCCCUGAACAGUCGAUGUAGUACUCUUCCAUAAACACAGAGCAGCGAACUUGAACUUCCCAAACGAAAAGGUCCUAUUGAAAUCUGUAUAUGGAUAUGACUAGGAACCUUUCGAGGCGCAGGGAUGUCAAGAUCGACAAGGAAGCAAAGGGAUUCCAAAGUCUUACUUGAUGACGUCACUGAAACUCUUUCAGAGAGCAUAUAGAUCGCUGUGGAAGCAGUGGUAGAAGAAAGGAAAAGUAAAGGCCUUCCAUCUAUCCCUUUCGGGCACGUUGCGCGCACAACUGCCCACCAUGCACCGUUUUGCCGUGGUGUUGAAAAUGUCAGCUUGCACCAAAGAGGGUACACGCGUGUGCUGCAAGACGUGACUCAGGGCUUUCCAAGUACCCGUGGCCGGACACACGCGCCGGCCGGUUUACGUGCACGGGUGUCUCAAAAAAAAAAACAAAAAAAAAAAAACGUUCCUUCAGAGACAAGCUGGUGAACUGUGUGAACCGAGUCUCCGUAACGGGUAUAUAGAACAACAAAAAAAUAAAUGACUGCAUAUAUUUUGUGGAGCCCACGUGACCUGUGGCGUUCCGCCUGUGAUACUUCUACUAGACCACGUUCCCUGUGUGUGUGUUUGUCUGUCUGUUGGAUGUGAAAGCACACGCGAGAUUAUAGCGAGGACGGACGAUGGAGAAAUCACCACUAUAUUUAAAGACAUUUUUUUUUUCCCUGCGUAAUAUUUAUCUCUGUGCCUAUUGUUGAAUGUGCAUAAAAUGUCUCAAUUAAAGCGCUGUCUCGAUUGUUGUGAA
This is a messenger RNA of Ornithodoros turicata, 3415 nucleotides long. Its product is annotated as bone morphogenetic protein 2-like. The record is from RefSeq and is a predicted model, not a curated record. The transcript has 2 exons. Gene Ontology annotation, cellular component: extracellular region. Gene Ontology annotation, molecular function: cytokine activity; growth factor activity. Bases 670 to 1794 code for a protein of 374 amino acids. Lineage: Eukaryota; Metazoa; Arthropoda; Arachnida; Ixodida; Argasidae.